AUGGAGAAGCCGACAAUCCCGGGUGGUGGUGGUCGUCGGCGCGGCGAGAGUAGCUGCGGCGUUGGAGGAGUGGCAAGUAGCAACACAGAGAGCGAUGUUGAAGAUCUGGAUGAGCUGUGGCCGUUGCGCCCAUCGUCGGCGGCGGCGGAUUUGCUCGCCAAGGUUUGGGUGGACAAUCUCACGACUUCUGAGCGCUUCACUAAUGGCUUCGGCGGCUUAGAUUUGGAUAAUGAAGUAUGGGAGGUCAGAAUAAAUUUGGAUGGGGUAGAUAACCUUGAGAGGACAAUAGGGCGUGAUGACAUUACAUAUCAGCAGAUUGUUGCCAUGAUUGAGGUCAGGGGAUAUAGCAUUCUAGAUAACAUCUAUUGCAGACAGCUAGAUGGACAGGAGGUAUUGGUUGAGAACAGUGCAAUAAUCUAUCAACUGCUGGACAUGUUUCAAUCUAGUCGAGUUUUAAGCUUGACUGUAAAGAGAAGGGUUGUUCUUGGAUAUCAAUUUCCUUACAUGUGCACUCAAGAAAGCAGAAAUGUUGAGAAGGGAAAGGCAGUACAGAAUGAUGCAGAAGAUGAUGCCAAUAUAUUUUUCGACAUGGGAGAGGCAGACUUUGCUGCAAUGGAGGAGCUAAGGAGGGAGGAAGAAGUGGAAAUAGCUGAGAAGAUUGAGGAGAUCAGAAGGAUUCGAGAGGAUCCAUUUCUUCACUGUGAAGAAAAGCAGAAGACGGUUAAAAGAGGACCCGGACCAACAACGAGAUGUCAUUCGUCUGUGCAAAUUGAUGACAUACUAGACUACAUGCCAUCAUCGGAUGAAGAUGAGUUCCCUGGUUUUCUAAAGGAUGAAGAUGAUGAUUAUUUCCAACCAAUCACAAUGGUGGCACCAAAGGGUAGAAAGAGUCGAAGGAAGAAAAUCCCCCCAAGAAAAUGGUAUGAUGAGAAGAGGCUUCUGUCAGCAUCUGAGAUCAAAGGUGAGAAGACAUUUGUGCUUCAUAAGAUGAAGAUUCACCAUACAUGUCCUACAACAACUGAGUCAACAAGGGUCAGUGCUAGAUGGUUGGCACAUAAAUAUGAAAGUUUGUUCAGAUCAGAUACAAACACGGGAAUUCAGACUUUGAUUGAUAGUGCAAGGCAACACUAUGGUGUCGAAGUCUCAAAGAUGACUGCCUACAGGGCAAAGUGGCUGGAUGUUGAUGCUGUGCUAGGUGAUCAUAGAGAGCAAUAUGUGAGGCUAAGAGACUUUGCCCAAACAAUAGUUAAUACUAACCCUGGCAGUAGGGUUAUUGUAACAACUGUCAGUCCAGCUCCAUCGUUACAGAGCCCUCAUCCAGGUCCUACAUUUCAUGGACUUUUCUUCUGCAUUAAUGGAGCCAGGGAGGGUUUUCUAAAAGGUUGCCGGCCUUUCAUAGGGUUGGAUGGCUGCUUUAUUAAACUAUGCACUGGAGCUCAAAUCUUAGCAGCAACUGGCCGUGAUGGAAAUAAUAACAUGUACCCUAUAGCCUUUGUUGUGGUUCCUAAAGAAGAUACAGCCAACUGGUGCUGGUUUUUGACGCAGCUGAAAUAUGCUUUAGGUGGGGAAUCAGGAGAUUUUGGCUACUACACUAUUAUGUCAGACAAAAGGUUUGGCCUCCUCAAAGCAGUAAGUCAAGUAUUUCCUAAUUGUCCUCAGAGGUACUGCCUACGGCAUAUAUAUGCCAACUUUCAAACUGCUGGGUUUAGGGGUGAGGAUUUGAAGAAAUGCAUGGAUGCAACCGCUUAUGCCUACCACAAAGAUCAUUUUGAUGUUGCCAUGGAAAAUUUGAAGGCAGAGAGUGAAGAAGCUUGGACAUGGCUAAGUAAAAUCCCUGUGCACACAUGGGCCAGGCAUGCAUUCGACACUAACUGCAAGACAGAUUUGGUCGUGAACAACCUCAGCGAUGUAUUCAACAGGUACAUUCUGGAUGUAAGGAAGAAGCCAAUCAGAACCAUGAUUGAAGGGAUAAAGAACAAGCAGAUGACUAGGCAUCAUGACAAAAGGGUAGGUGUACGUACAGCUAGAUGGGAAAUCACUCCUCACUUCACUGAGAUGGUCAAAGAAGUACUCUAG
Molecule: messenger RNA, 2076 nt
Organism: Lolium rigidum
Lineage: Eukaryota; Viridiplantae; Streptophyta; Magnoliopsida; Poales; Poaceae
Exons: 7
Coding region: 1-2076 (691 amino acids)
Source: RefSeq, a predicted model, not a curated record